CGGAGUGUGAGAAAAAAAGCAGAUCGAGAAAAACAAAUAGGCACUGCGAUAAAUACGUGUAAUUUUUAGUAAAGAGCGUGAACAAAUUAUAUUGUAGUGGCAUCAGCGAGCUAUGGAAACGCCAACCACCGAUGAUUUGCUACAGUUUCGCGACUAUAGCGCAACUAACAGCGGCACACCAGCACAAAUCAAUGUUAACUCGCCAACGCAUGCAACUGGCGGCGGCGGCGGCGGCGGCGCACAGCGUCAACGUGGAGAUCCGCUCUCGGAUCUCAUCUACGAUAUGAGCAACUCGGCCCAAACAAUGGUCGGCGGCGGCGGUGGCGGCGGUUCAGCCGGCGGAUCGGGCGCACCAGCGGAUGGAGCCGCUGGCGGUGCACGUCUCUCGUUUCUGACCAUUGAGUACUAUCAGCAGUUCUUCAACGUGGACACGUAUAUGGUGCUCGAGCGCAUUGUUAACUCAAUGAUACCCAAGCGGGCCGCUGCCAACUAUUUGCGCAUGAACAUUGGCGAGAAUCCGGAUCUGUACGGACCAUUUUGGAUAACCGUAACGCUGAUCUUCUCGAUAGCGAUUAGCGGCAAUCUUGCCAGCUAUUUGCAGCAGGCGAACGACAGCUACCAUUGGCACUACAAUUUCCACCUGGUCUCGUAUGCGGCCACCUGCAUCUUUCUCUAUGCCAACAUAUUGCCGGCCGUGCUCUGGGCUCUGUUCAAGUACAGCCUGAAGCCAGUGGAUGAAGCGGAUGCCGUCGAAACGGACAGCGCCAGCUAUACGCCCAGCCUGUUGUCGCUCAUGUGCAUCUAUGGCUAUAGCCUGGCCAUUUAUAUACCCGUCUCCAUACUCUGGGUGAUCAAUAUAUCAUUGCUACAGUGGCUGCUCGUUAUAACGGCCGCAUUGCUUUCCGGCACGGUGCUGAUCGCGGUGCUGACGCCCGCUCUGCGCAACUCAAAGUAUUCGCUAUUCCUUAUCAUUGGCAUACUGAGCGCCCAUUUCAUAUUGGCCGCCGGUUUUCUGCUCUACUUCUUUCACAGUCCGCCGGAAGCGGCGUUGGCCGCAAAGCCAACGCACGCAACGCUGCCAAAAGCCGCCCUACCAAAAUUAUCCACCCAAGCGGUGGCCGGCGAUCUGCCGCCGGGCAAUCUUACCGGAUAGACCAGAGCGAGCAUUCCAAGCUAAGCAAAUAUCGUUUGUUCUUUGUACAUUAAGUUCCAAAUAAUUAUACCCAUUUUAUUUUGCACGCUUAACUACAAUUUUGUUGAUCGCCUAACGAGACGUCAACAGCUGCCGGCUGUUCAUUUCAAUAAAUUCUUAAGAGUUAAGUCUAGAAA
Messenger RNA from Drosophila novamexicana, 1329 nucleotides. RefSeq names its product protein YIPF1. The record is from RefSeq and is a predicted model, not a curated record. NCBI's taxonomy places the organism in Eukaryota, Metazoa, Arthropoda, Insecta, Diptera, Drosophilidae. The coding region runs from base 113 to 1153 and encodes 346 amino acids. Gene Ontology annotation, cellular component: Golgi apparatus; membrane. Gene Ontology annotation, molecular function: small GTPase binding. Gene Ontology annotation, biological process: vesicle-mediated transport. The transcript is spliced from 4 exons.